This is a messenger RNA of Lemur catta (Ring-tailed lemur), 2933 nucleotides long. It is a transcript of the gene AQP9, whose product is annotated as aquaporin 9. Gene Ontology annotation, molecular function: urea transmembrane transporter activity; glycerol channel activity; water channel activity. The transcript is spliced from 6 exons. NCBI's taxonomy places the organism in Eukaryota, Metazoa, Chordata, Mammalia, Primates, Lemuridae. Gene Ontology annotation, biological process: glycerol transmembrane transport; water transport. The record is from RefSeq and is a predicted model, not a curated record. Gene Ontology annotation, cellular component: plasma membrane; basolateral plasma membrane. The coding region runs from base 295 to 1182 and encodes 295 amino acids.
GAGAAUAAAGGUAAUGAUUAAUCUAUCAGGCACAAAAAGGACCAUUUGGGGGAUUUCAGGUUCUAAUUUGCGAAUUCCAACAAAUAGCAGCGAACAGAGAACGACGGGUCCACCAGAAGAGGAUUAAGUCACAGCCUCUAAUUGGGACAGCAUUUGUACAGUCAGAGAACCUCACCAGACAUCUCCAGGAAUCCGUGAGCAGUUGUCAAAAUUUCUGUUUUCUCGUGCGUGUGAAGGUGGGGAACAGAACAGGCAGGUAUUAGUGGAAACAGUCGUCAUCCGAGAAGCCCCACGAUGCAUCCUGAGAAAGGAGAGGAGAGGAAAAGCUUGAAGCAGAGACUGGCCUUGAAGAGGAGCUUAGCGAAAGAAACACUGGCCGAGUUCUUGGGCACGUACAUCAUGGUCGUCCUUGGAUGUGGCUCUGUUGCCCAAGCUAUCCUCAGCCGAGGUCUUUUUGGAGGAAUUGUCACUAUCAAUGUUGGAUUUGCAAUGGCAGUCGUAGUGGCCAUUUAUGCAACUGCAGGUAUCUCCGGUGGCCACAUCAACCCAGCUGUGUCUUUUGCACUGUGUGUCUUUGGACGGAUGAAGUGGUUCAAAUUGCCAUUUUAUAUGGGAGGCCAGUUCUUGGGAGCCUUUGCAGGGGCGGCAACCCUCUUCGGCAUCUACUAUGAUGGACUUAUGUCUUUUGCUGGUGGAAAAUUGCUCAUCACGGGAGAAAAUGCAACAGCGCACAUUUUUGCAACAUAUCCAGCUCCAUAUCUAUCUGUGGUGAAUGCAUUUGCAGACGAAGUAGUGGCCACCAUGUUACUCAUCACAGUCGUCUUUGCCAUUUUUGACUCCAGAAACAUGGGAGUCCCCAAAAGCCUACAGCCUAUUGUCAUUGGCCUCCUGAUUGUUUCCAUUGCUUGCUCUUUGGGACUGAACAGUGGCUGUGCCAUGAAUCCAGCUCGAGACCUGAGUCCCAGACUUUUCACAGCCUUGGCAGGAUGGGGGUUUGAGGUCUUCACAGCUGGAAACAACUUUUGGUGGAUUCCUGUAGUGGGUCCUUUGGUCGGUGCUGUCAUUGGAGGCCUCAUCUAUGUUCUUCUCAUUGAAAUCCACCAUCCAGAUCCUGACCCAGACAUCAAGGCAGAACAAUCUGAGGACAAACCAGAGAAAUAUGAACUUAGUGUUAUAAUGUAGUGGUGUGCUCAGUUCUGGAUGUGUACUUAAUAGUUUCUUCAGGAAAGACGGCAUCCAAGUUUCUGUGUUUUUGUAAGAAUGAGGUGGAACCAGCCCAAUUUUCCCUGCUAGCCAUGUGGGACACCUGAUUGGAAAAACAUCCUAAUGAAGCUUUGGAAAUGCUGACCUCUCCUCUACCAGUUUCCCACCAGAAUAGCACUGACUGGCCCCUGAAACCACCUUCCCUAAUGCCCUGUUUAUUUCAUCCUUGAUGAAAAUUCUUCUUACUAGGUGAACACUAAUAACUUGGAACCUCGACCACGGCCUUAUUUGGAUGGUCUCAGCUCCAUUAUCUACAUGAAAGUGUCGUCAAAACCCUCUUUUUCAGUGUCUACAAAGAUUACCUUCUAAGUAUCAACCAAAAUCUAAACUGAAAGAAAAAACCAUGGUUUCAGUCAACAAAUCCAUGAAUUAGGGAGCUAAUGGGUUAAGUCUCUAGUUAUGUUGUGCUAUUGUAUUUGUAUAAAUACUGAUAUUUUCCAAACCUAUGGAUGUAGGAACCAAUAGAAUGUAGCUGGAAAGCAAAGGGGAGGAUAUUGUGGCAUUCAGAAACCUUAGGAGACAAGAUAAAUUUGGGAAACCAAAUGGAAUUUUUUAAUGGAAACCAUUUACUAGAUUAAUCUCUUGCUCUUCUGUAUUUUAGAGGGCACCAAUUAAUUUCCUGGUCUUUAGUAUAUAAUAACCUAAAAUACAAUUGUAACUCUCAGUCAUGAAAAAUGCAUCACUCUGUCUUUUCAGCUCAAAUUCAUUUUCCUGAUUGCCCACUUGAGAGCAGGCAUUUGACAAGUUAUGCCAAUGGCUGCACUCAUCCGUCAUUCUACACAUGCCCUAGAUACCCAAACGGAAAGCCACUGGAUCCUGGGCUAGCAGAAUCUUUAGGGUGGAAGGUCCCUGGAAAGAUUAUACUAACUUUUGGGGCUUUACAAUUCACAAAGCACUUUCACGCAUAUUAUCUAAUUUCAUCCUCAUAAUGAUUGUAAUACCGUGUUGCCCAUUUUAAAGACAAAGAAACAAAAUCUCCAGGGAGUCGAGUUGUCCAAGAUCACAUGGAAAGUUGAACAUUGUCCAAUGCCUCCUUUCACUUUUCAGAAGAUCAAUAACUGGCUGAGAAUCUUUGCCAACCGUUCCUGGCUGGCCAGAAGAAGUGGAAUUGGCAGCUUCCAGAACAUGUAUACCUUCUGGACAUAAUACUCCCGGAUCUUAAGAUAUGAAGACUUUCAUUGUCUGGGUUUAUUCCCACUGUUACUGAAGCACUAAGAAAGAAAAGUGGUAACAAUCUGAUCAUAGCUUUCAUUUGCUAAAAAACAUUAUCAGAAGACCUGCCUUACUAAGCCACCCUUGGUCUUGCUAAGUCUUAAUGUCCCUUCCCUGCCAAUCUCAAACAUUACAUUCAGGGAGUUUCUUCUUCCUUAGUCUCCUCCCUGUAAAGUUCUCUAAUUGAUGUUACUUUUGACAAAAGAGUCUCUGUGAGUCACAAGCACCAGAGGACUUGCUUUACAUCAAGGGAUGCACCAUCAGUCAUACUGCCAAGCCCAACAAUCCCAAAGACAUCCAGUUUCCCAACUGCUUUGUAUUGGUAACAGAACAACCAAACAUAAAUGUGAAAUGUUUCUGAUGGUCUAUAGUCUACAAUCUAUGGACAUAUGGGAUUAUUUUCUUGCUCGGAAGCUACCUAGAUAUUUCCUAUUUGAAAUAAAAUUAUUGGGUCCUCA